Molecule: messenger RNA, 9823 nt
Organism: Leptosomus discolor (cuckoo roller)
Lineage: Eukaryota; Metazoa; Chordata; Aves; Leptosomiformes; Leptosomidae
Source: RefSeq, a predicted model, not a curated record
AUGCCACCCCACGGAGGGGUGUUUGUGGGUCUCUGGCUGCUGCUGGCCCCCAGUCUUGCUGAGCACGCCCCCGGCACAGCGGGGGCCACCCUGGCCUUCGUCUUCGAUGUCACCGGCUCCAUGUACGACGACCUGGUGCAGGUGAUGGAUGGGGCCUCACGCAUCCUGGAGCGGACGCUCAGCAGGAGCACGAAGCCCAUCAGCAACUACGCGCUGGUCCCCUUCCACGACCCAGAGGUGGGACCCGCCACCCUCACCGUGGACCCCCGGCUCUUCCAGCAGCGCCUACGGGAGCUCCACGUCCAGGGUGGAGGGGACUGCCCGGAGAUGAGCGUGGGAGCCAUCAGGCUGGCUGUGGAGGUUUCUCACCCCGGCUCCUUCGUCUACGUCUUCUCGGAUGCUCGGGCCAAGGACUACGAGCAGCAGGAGGAGCUGCUGCUGCAGCACAAGCAGACCCAGGUGGUGUUUGUGCUGACGGGGGACUGUGGGGACAGGAGCCACCCCGGGUACCGUGUGUACGAGCGCAUCGCCGCCACCAGCUCGGGGCAGAUCUUCCACCUGGACAAGCAGCAGGUGACGGAGGUGCUGAAGUGGGUGGAAGAGGCCAUCCAGGCCUCCAAAGUCCACUUAUUGUCCACGGACCACGAGGACGGCGGGGAGCACAUGUGGCCUGUCCCCUUUGACCCUAGCCUGAAGGAGGUCACCAUCUCCCUGAGUGGCCCUGCCCCAGGGAUCGAGGUCCGGGAUCCGGCAGGAAAGGUCCUCGAGAAAGGCCAAGGUCUGAAGGAACUGCUCAGCAUCCCCAACUCAGCCAUGGUGGUGGCCAUGGAGCCCCAUGAGCCAGGGACGUGGUUGGUCACGACCCAGAGCAGCGGCCGCCACUCGCUGAGGAUCACCGGCAUCAGCAACAUUAAUUUUCAAGCCAGCUUCUCCACCCAGCCGGACUUUGAUGCCAGCCAGCCUGGGGAGCGGCCGGUGCAGGGUCUGCCCAUCUCCGUGGUGGUGAACUGCACCGGUCUGAAGCCACCUGGGCGCUUGCAGGAGAUCGAGCUCUUCAACACCUCCGGCCAUGCCCUCCUCUCGCUGCCCGCCUGGCCCGUCUCCAACACCUCCUCAGGGCAGCUCUGGGUAGGCUCGCUGCUCCGCGUCCCCCCCGGAGACUUUCUGCUGAAGGUGAAGGGCAAAGAUGCCCAGGGUCACCCCCUGCACCGCCUCUCCGGAGUCACCUACACCAGUGUGGUCCCUGGUCUACCCAAAGUGAACAUCUCCAGCAAGAUCCAGGCUUACAACCGGGAGCCACAGCUGAUCUCCUGCUCUGCACAGAGCGAGGUCCCUUUCCGCCUGCAGCUCAGCCGUGGUAGGAUGAAGCUCGGGGAAGAGCAACUCUUCAGGAGUUCGGGGAACAUCAGCUGGUUGAUCCCCGCAGCGUCCAAGAGCGACGAAGGGUUUUACGAGUGCACAGCCACGAGCAAGGUCGGGGUGACGCGGGCUCACGCCUACGUCUCUGUCUCAGAGCGACCGCCGCGCCUCAUAGCCCCGGGCAACAUCACGGCUUCACCGGGCCAAGACGUGGUCAUGUCCUGCCCGGUUCUGGGCGACGUACCCUACAACCUGACGUGGAGCUGGGAUGGGAAGGUGGCGCAGCCGAGGGACGGCCGGACCAGGCUGCUGCAGAACCGCUCGCUGGAGAUCAGCCGCGUGCAGCCGGGGGACGGGGGCCUGUACGAGUGCGUGGCACGCAGCGCCCACGGCACUGCCACCGCCUCCCUCUGGCUCUUUGUCCAGGAGGCGCCGUGGGUGAAGGUGGAUGCCAGCCCCCAGCGUUUCGGCAGGGGCCAGGAGCUGCGGCUGAACUGCACGGCUGGGGGCCACCCCCCGCCCCACACCACCUGGAAGCGCUGGGGCUGGGCGCUGGAACGGGACGAGAGGGUUUUCACGGAUGCUCAGGGUACCCUGCACAUCAGGGCUGCUGUCCCAGAGGAUGCAGGGAAUUACACCUGCUACGCCAGCAGCCCACUGGGCUGGGACGAGCAACUCAUCACCCUGGAGUUCACCGAGCCUCCUGCAAUCCUGGCUGUGACGCCCAGCCUGAAGGCGCUGGUGGGAGAAGACGUGACCCUGGAGUGCUGGGUUUCGGGGGUGCCCCCACCCCACAUCACGUGGUACAAAGGUGAGCAGGCAGUGGCGACGUUCCCGCUCGGCACCCAGCGCGCCGUCCUGCGGCUGCAGGCGGUACGGGAGGAGGACGUGGGGCAGUACGUCUGCGAGGCGCUCAGUGAGGCUGGCAUCGCCUUCGACAGCACCGUGCUGGAUGUGGGGUCUGCCCCUCACUUUCCCGAGCCCCUGGGGGACGUGGCGGUCGAGGUCGGGGAGAGCGUGAGCCUGCAGUGCCGCGUCGAGGGCUCUCCCCCGCCACGGGUGACCUGGUCCCGGCAGGACGGGAAGCCCGUGCCAGGCUGGCACGGGCCACGCGGUGUUUCCAGCCAGCUGGAGGCUGCCGAGCUCCUCAUUGACAGCGCCUCACUGGAUGACCAAGCUGUCUACAUCUGCGAAGCCCAGAAUGAGUUUGGGAAAAUCCAAGCAGAGGUCAAGCUCGUCGUCACUGGACAUGCAGCCCCAGAAAUAGCUCUUGCAUCCCCUGUGGUCCGUGUGCUCCCAGGCCAGCCCGUGCUGCUGCCCUGUGUGAUCCUGGCCGGGAGGCCGCUCCCAGCCCGCCGCUGGCUGAAGGACGGACAGCCGGUAGCCCCAAGCGGCCGCUACUCCAUCCGGGCUGAUGGGAGCCUGCACGUGGACCAGGCGUUGCAGGGGGACGCGGGGAGGUACACGUGUGAGGUGACCAAUGCCCUCGGCUCGCACCGGCAGGAUGUGUCCCUGGUCAUCCACGUUCCUCCCAGUAUUGAGCUUGGCCCUGUCCUUGUCACUGCCACGGAGGGAGUGGCUGUCACCCUGCAGUGCAAUGCCACAGGUGUGCCCCCUCCUACAGUCACCUGGGCAAAGGGCACAGAGCCCAUUUCGCUGAGCCCACGCUACCAUGUCAACCCUGAUGGGACCCUCCUGAUCCCUUCACCCUCCCCCGGCGAUGCUGGGACCUACUUUUGCACAGCUACCAAUGCAGCAGGCUUCUCCAGCCGGGAGAUGCAGCUCUCCGUCAGCACAAAACCCAGGAUCAGCGUGAACGGAUCGCAGGCGUCGGACCCCGUAACCAUCCUGGCUGUGCUUGGGCAGGAGACCACCCUGCCCUGCGAGGUUCAAGGCUAUCCCCCUCCCUUGGUGGUGUGGACCCAGGAGUCCCAGCCGCUGCCUCUUGCUGCUGCGAGGUACAGCAUCCUCCCUUCGGGGUCUCUACAGCUGGCCAAGCCCCAGGUGACAGACACCGGCAUCUACACCUGCACGGCCACGAACACCGCAGGGAACGCCUCGCUCAGCUACAGCCUGCACGUCCAAGCUCCUCCCCAGCUACUGAUCGGUGAUGGGGAAAGCCACCUGACGGCUGUCACCAAUGACUCCCUGAGGAUUCACUGCCAUGCCACGGGCAUCCCCGCACCCCAGAUCCAGUGGCUGAAGGAUGGGCUUCCACUGGGCGAGUGGGAUGGUGUGGUGGUGUCCGAGGAUAGUGGGACUCUGCUGAUCCCCCGUGUGGGCCUUGGUCAUGAAGGGCUCUACAUCUGCCAGGGCAGCAACUGGGCAGGGGUGGCCCAGGCAGAGGUGCAGGUUUCCGUGCAAGUGCCUCCGAACAUUGAACCCAGUGCAGUGGACCUGGCCAUCCUGGAGAACAGCACAGUGUCCCUGGAGUGCCUGGCCUCGGGGCUGCCCACUCCCAACAUUGCCUGGUACAAGGGGCACCAGCAGCUCUUGGAUGCACCAGGCUGGACCCUGUCCAGGGAUGGGAAGCACCUGGAGAUCCAGCGUGCCCAACUCUCCGAUGCUGGCAGCUACCGCUGUAGCUACCGCUGUGUGGCCUCCAACGGGGCCGGUGUCGCUGAGCUCUGGUACAGCCUGCAGGUGACUGUGCCCCCACGGAUCACAGCUGCCCCCAGACCCCUCACGGUGAUGGUGGGUGAGCCAGUGACGCUGGAGUGCGAGGCCACGGGGACCCCAGCUCCGGUGCUGCUGUGGCUGAAGGAUGGCAAUCCAGUGCCCAGCGUGGUGGCUGGUGGCCCACAGAUCCUCUCCGGUGGGCGCACGAUGUCCCUGCCCACUGCUCGCCUCCAGGACUCGGGGACAUACAUGUGUGUGGCCAGCAGCGCCGUGGGGGAGGACAGACGUGAGGCCGCCCUCGAGGUGCGGUUGUCCCCCACCACCCUGGGUGAGGAAGAGAACAUCUCUGUCACUGUCAACCAGCCGGUGACCCUGGAGUGCCUGGCCCCUGGGGUCCCCCCUCGGGGGUCCCGCUGGCUGAAGGAUGGGAACGUGCUCACACCAAAGCAGGGCAUGCAGCUGUCUGUGGAGGGGACCACGCUCCAGAUCGAGCGAGCCGCUGUGCAGGAUGCGGGCAGGUACACGUGCCAGGCGCCCGGCCACCCGGAGAGACACUACAACCUCGAUGUGUGGGUGCCCCCGUCCUUCUCCUCGGCAGAGCCUGCCGCCAUGUCCGUGCCAGAGGGGCAGUCUGUCAGGCUGGCCUGCGAGUGCCAUGGGAUCCCCUUCCCCACCCUGAGCUGGCAGAAGGACGGUGAGCCCCUCUCCACUCAGCCCGAGAGCUCAAAACUGGUGUCCGCGGGAGGGAGCGUGCUGUACAUCGAGAGGGUACAGCUGGUGGACGAGGGGACGUACACCUGCGAGUUUUUUGGCAGCAGCAGGAGGGAACAUCGCCUGGAGGUGCACGCGCUGCCAAGGAUCCAGGGCAGCACCAAAGCCCUGAGGAAGGUUUCUGUCAUCAAGGAUGGCGAGACAGUUCUGGAGUGCGAGGCCGUGGGGACGCCGCCACCCACGGUGACAUGGGUGAAGGAUGGGCAGCCCGUGGCCAGCGGGGACGGGCUCCUGCUUACGGCGCAAGGGAGGCGGCUGCGCAUCUCCAAGGCAGAGGUGGCCCACGCAGGACGCUAUGCUUGCCUGGUGGCACAUGCAGCGGGGCAGGAGCAGAGGGAGUUUGAUGUUGCAGUGCACGUUCCCCCUGAGUUCAUUCAAGGAUCAGAAUUGACAACCAACAUCAGUGUGUCUCUGCAAGGAUCCCUGACACUGACCUGUGAGGCCACUGGUAUCCCUGUGCCCACAGUCACCUGGUCCUGGAACAGCUCUCCUGUCACUCCCAGCGAGCACAUGCACGUGCUUUCAGGGGGAUGGCUGCUGAGGCUCACCCGUGCACGAGCCCAGGACAGUGGCCACUAUUCCUGCCUGGCCAGCAACGUGGCUGGGGAGGCUAGGAAACAUUUCUAUGUGGACGUCCUAGUUCCACCCCACAUUGAGAACGCUGGCAAAGAAGAGACCAUCAAAGUGCUCGAGGGUCACCCUGCCACCUGGUCCUGCCUGGCUGCGGGCAACCCACAACCGAAGAUCACCUGGAUGAAGGAUGGCCACCCUCUGCCCAGUGGAGACACCUUCUCCAUCUCCCCUGAUGGCUCUGUGCUCCACAUCCCCCGAGCCUCCCUGUCUGAUGCUGGCCGCUACUCCUGCAUGGCCUCCAGCUCUGUGGCAAAUCAAACCAAGCACUACCUGCUCGAUGUUUUGGCUGGUCCUACUUUUGCUGGAGAUGCCCACGAUGCCGAAGCAGAAGAAGUCACAGUGAUCAUCAACAACCCCAUCUCCCUGCUCUGCGAGGCUCUGGCAUACCCAUCUCCCAACAUCACCUGGCUCAAGGAUGAGGUUCCCCUCAAAGCAUCUAGAAACAUCCACCUGCUCCCUGGUGGCCAUGGGCUGCAGAUCCUGAAUGCCCAGGAAGAGGAUGCGGGCACGUACAGCUGCAUCGUGGCCAACGAAGUCGGGGAGGCUGUGAAGAACUAUGACUUGAAGGUCCUGGUUCCUCCUUGGAUUGCCAGAGAUGACUCUUUGGGGGAAUUUGCCAUGAAAGAGGUGAAAACCAGGGUCAACAGCACGGUGACGCUGGAGUGUGAGACCUGGGCUGUGCCUGAGCCAACUAUCCAGUGGUACAAGGACAAGCAGCUCCUGGAAAGCACUGGCCACCUCCAGAUCCUCAGCGAGGGACAGGUCCUUCAAAUCAAACCAGCCAGUGUUUCUGAUUCGGGGCACUACACCUGCGUAGCCACUAAUGCCGUGGGUGAAGAUGACAGGGACUUCAUUGUGCAUGUCCAAGUGCCACCCCUCUUCCAGCAGCAGAUGAGCCCCAAUGAAGCCCUUGAGAUGUUCUACCAGGAGGAAGACCAGGAUGGAGAGGUGACAGAGCACCGGCAGGCUAUCCUCGACCAGCCAACCAUGCUCUACUGUGACACCAAUGCCAUCCCACCCCAGCAGCUCACCUGGUACAAGGAUGGGGAGCCCCUCUCCCCUGGCCCAGGGGUGCUGAUGCUGCUAGGGGGCCGGGGGCUGCAGCUGCCGGCGGUGCGGGAGGAGGACGCGGGCAGGUACCCCUGCGAGGCGCCCAACGCGGCGGGGCAGGACCGCCUGCACUACGAGCUGGAGGACCUGGCUGAGGAGGUGACGGCCACCAUCAAUGGCACCGUCCACUUCAAGUGCGAUGCCACCGGGCACCCGGUGCCCGCGGUGUCCUGGCUCUGGAACGAUGUCCCCAUUGUGGUCGGCCCACGGCACCAGCUCCUGGAGGGUGGCACGGUCCUGCAGGUCGGUGUCUUCCCGGGUGGCCGCGGUGGAGGCUUUGGCAGCUACGUGUGCGUGGCUGAGAACCCGGCCGGGUCAGCUGAGAAGCACUUUGCCCUCGCUGUGCAGGAAGCUCCCUGGAUUGUGGGCACAAAGCCCGAAAACAUCGAUGGCGUCAUCAACGGCAGUGUCUCGCUGGCGUGCGACGUCCGAUCCCACCCCGCUGCAGAGAUCGCCUGGUACAAGGAUGGCCGUAUCCUGCGGCUUGGUGAGGAGGUGGCCGUCACCCCAGGCUCCCGGGUGCUGCAGCUCCCUCGCCUGCAGCUUUCCAGCUCGGGCACGUACACGUGCGUGGCGCUGAACGUGGCUGGCCGAGACGAGAAGCGCUUCAUCCUCACCAUCCACGAGCCUCCGGGCAUCCAGGACCCGCAGCAGGAGACGCUUGAUGCUGAUGUGGGGACUCCCCUCGUCCUGACCUGCCAAGUCACUGGUGUGCCUAUGCCUGCUGUCACCUGGCUGAAGGAUGGGAGCCCUCUGGAGAGCAGCCCGGAGUGGGGCCUGGUGUCCGGGGGGGGCCAGCUCCAGCUCAGCCCCCUGCAGCCCUUCCACCAGGGCCGAUACACUUGCCUGGUGCAGGGCCCAGGCGCCGAGACGCGCAAGGACUUCGUGGUGCUGGUGCGAGUGGCACCCCGGAUUGCCAGCGCGGGGGUCCCCAGUGAGCAUAACGUGCUGGAGGGCAGAGGGGUGAGGCUGGAGUGCCGGGCAGAGGGGCAGCCCACCCCCCACGUCUCUUGGCUGAAGGACGGGCAGCCCCUGGGGUUGCAGUCCCCUUCACGUGCCCGGAUGUCCCCGGAUGGCAGCUCCUUGCUCCUUGAGGGGGUCCAAGCUGCAGACUCGGGGGCGUACACCUGCGUGGCCCGAAACAGCGUGGGGGAAGAUGCACGGCUGCACACGCUGAGCGUGCUGGUUCCCCCCGCCAUCGAGCGAGGUGCCGAUGACUCGGAGGUGGUCCGUGGAGUUCUGUCCGCAGCGGUGACACUGGAGUGCCGGGCGCGGGGGUCCCCUCCGCUGCAUGUAAGCUGGCUGAAGGACGGGUUGCCCCUCCGCCUGUCCCCCCGCAUCACCCUGCUCUCGGCUGGGCACGUCCUCCGGAUCUCCCAGGCACAGGUCUCUGACACCGGGCUCUACACCUGCAUUGCCUCCAGCCGGGCAGGGGUGGCCGAUCGCAGCUUCGUCCUGCAGAUACAGGUGCCCCCUGUCCUGGAGAGCUCAGAGAGCAGCGAGGAGCAGGUGGUGGCCCAGGGCUCCGAUGUCACUUUCACCUGUGAAGCCACUGGGUCCCCAGCACCGGCAGUGACCUGGCUGAAGGACGGCGAGCCCCUGGCACGGCAGAGCAACCAGGCGCCCAGCAGCCCACGGCUAAGCCUGGUGGCCGUGGGGCCAGCUGACGUGGGGGUGUACUCCUGCCUGGCAUCCAACGAGGUGGGGGAAGCCAGCAAAGCCUUCCACCUCCUGGUGAUGGAGCCGCCCCUCGUCGAGGCUGCGUCCCAGCCCACCGAGAUGUCCAUUGCUGUGGGCACCCCGCUAGAGCUGACGUGUGUGGUGAGGGGUGUCCCUGUGCCCACUGUCACCUGGGAGAAGGAUGGACGGCUGCUGGCAGGGCCCUGGCUUGUGUUGGGGAAUGAGAGCACCCUCCACAUUGAGAGUACUAAGGUGGCUGAUGCUGGCUUGUACACCUGCCUGGCCGCUAGCCCUGCCGGGGAGGACAGCAGGAGCUUCCAUGUCAGCAUCCAAGCGCCUCUCAGCAUCACAAGCGUUGGUGAGACGCCCAGCAUCACCGCUGUGGCAGGGGGGCAGCUCAUCCUGGAGUGCCCUGAGGAUGCCGUGCCGCCUCCCCACAUCGAGUGGUACCGUGAGGGGUCCCCGCUGCAGGUACGUGUGAUAGAACCUGGGACGGUGCACGGGCAGGGGCUGGGAUGCGCCUGCCCCAGUCCCGUUAGGCUCGUGGUGGGGGUGACGUGGGGAGAGCUGCUGACGGGGGCUCCCGGGGGCGUUAGGAGGAUGCCCGCACUGGCCGAGGGGGGCUUCCUGCAGAUCCAGGCCGUGGGGGCAGCGGAUGGCGGGGAGUACAGCUGCAGGGCCACCAGCCCGCUGGGGAACACCAGCCUGCGCCUCCGGGUGGAGGUUCACGGCGAGGGCGCUGCUCAACGGCUCGGCGAUGCUGCCGUGCUUUUUUCCGUGCCCCGGGUGACAUGGCAGAAGGAUGGCCGGCUCCUGCCCCUUCAUGGGAGCAACAGGCUGCAGCUCCUGCCAGGCGGCUCCCUCCAAAUCGACUCCGUUCAGGUCCAGGAUUCGGGCCAUUACCUCUGCAUGGCAUCCAGCCCCGCUGGCUCUGACUGGCGAGGCCUGGACCUCCACGUACUGGUCCCUCCCACCAUCGCCCCUGGGCCCUCCAACCUCACCCUGCUGGCGCAGCAGCAGGCCAUGCUGGGCUGCGAUGCCUGGGGAUCCCCCGAGCCCCACAUCAGGUGGGAGAAGGAUGGCCGCCCCCUGCACCCACACCUCCUGCCCGGCACCUACAGCUUGCAGUCCUCAGGGUCGCUGCUCCUCGCCAGCCCCGGUCCCCGGGAUGAGGGGCAGUUCGAGUGCAUCGCCACCAAUGCCGCCGGAGAGGCACGCAAGGUCUUCCUUGUGUCCAUCUACGUGCCCCCCACCAUUGCUGACGACCUUAUGGACGUGGUUGUCACCCGGCUGUCCCCUGCUGUCCUCACCUGCUAUGCCUCCGGUGUGCCCCCACCCACAGUGUCAUGGAGCAAGGAGGGGGCUCAGCUGGGCAGCCGAGGAGGGGGCUACCGCGUCCUGCCCACAGGGGCCCUGGAGAUCCGGCAGGCGCUGCCGGCACAUGCCGGCCGCUACACUUGCACGGCGAGGAGCGCUGCUGGCACAGCCCGAAAACACCUCCGGCUCGUGGUGCACGAGCCCCCUGCCUUGAAGCCCCUGCCCGGCAUGGUGAUGGUGAUGGUCAACACCAGCGCGGUGCUGUCCUGCGAGGCAACAGGCGUCCCCCAGCCAGAGGUCACCUGGCAGAAGGACGGUGCCAGCAUAGCCGGUG